AUGUCAAGUAACAAAGAUAGCCCGCUUCAUUCAGACCAAGAGUUGGCCAACAUCCGUCAAGGGGAUGACUCCAAUCCACACUUGAACACUGCUACAUUUGGCAGCAAUGUUACUGAUUUCUCAGAACCCAACCAUAUGGACAGUCAUAACCAAGGAGAUCAUGAUGCCAGUGGACGGUUCAACCCAAGUGGCGGCUUUCCUCCCACUCAUGGACAGCAUUUUGCUCGUCAACUGGCUCCCGUUUUAGGCGGCAAACAUGUGGAUCAAAAUGAAGCAGACAAAGACCCCAUUGUUGAUCCUUCUGUGUCAACAACAGCACCCGCAUUGGGAGAAAAAAGGCAGGAUGAACCAGAUCAGGAUAGAAUUGGCUUGGACCCUAGUCAAGGCAAGUUGAAGCUAGAAUAG
This is a messenger RNA of Mucor velutinosus, 405 nucleotides long. RefSeq lists its product as uncharacterized. Bases 1 to 405 code for a protein of 134 amino acids. The record is from RefSeq and is a predicted model, not a curated record. The transcript has a single exon. NCBI's taxonomy places the organism in Eukaryota, Fungi, Mucoromycota, Mucoromycetes, Mucorales, Mucoraceae.